This is a messenger RNA of Dendronephthya gigantea, 1945 nucleotides long. Its product is annotated as octopamine receptor 1-like. Gene Ontology annotation, biological process: chemical synaptic transmission; G protein-coupled receptor signaling pathway, coupled to cyclic nucleotide second messenger. The record is from RefSeq and is a predicted model, not a curated record. Gene Ontology annotation, molecular function: neurotransmitter receptor activity; G protein-coupled serotonin receptor activity. The transcript is spliced from 2 exons. The coding region runs from base 522 to 1526 and encodes 334 amino acids. NCBI's taxonomy places the organism in Eukaryota, Metazoa, Cnidaria, Anthozoa, Malacalcyonacea, Nephtheidae. Gene Ontology annotation, cellular component: dendrite; membrane.
CCACCCUUGUUCAAUUUCCAUUCAACAAUCGUUUAUUCAUCUGCUGCAAGCUAUACGCGGCCCACUCUAUAUGGGAACAAUAUACCGCAAGUUACAAAGAGCAUGAGAAAAGUGAUAUCUCGACGUUGCUCGUGAAAGAUAUGAGCAUCGAUUAAACUUCACUUAUCUCGAUGCGUAUCCGCUAAAUUAAUCAUGAUAAAUAGGGUCAGCCGAAGCGCAUGUACAUAAUACGCUUACACUACUUGGGUUAUCGGUAAGCGAAUCUUCUAUAUACAUUUAUAUACAUAUAUAUACUUGACAUGGCUGUAUAUGUGAAUCAUGAAAUUAGAUCAUGAAAUAUUUGCGGGGGCUGCAAAAAUCUGUCAUAAACAUGUUCUCUUUGUGCGAAACUGAUGUUGCCGAUACACUUGAAGCGCCGUGGAGAUAGAGCAGCGACUUUCACGUGAUAUAACGUAAGAAAAAACACAGGAACAUCACUGCAACGUGUCACGAGCUGAAACGACAAAACGAACUUGAUAAGGAUGUCUGAAAACGUAACAACUACGGUCGGUGCGAAGGAAAACGCUGGUAUAUCCUCCUAUGCCUACAAGGUUAUAUCAUCGCUCUUCAUGUGGACUCUUAUUAUCGUCAUCGUUAUAGGGAAUUCGCUCGCAAUCGCCGCUUACUGCAAGGCAACCCGACUUCGUGUUGUUACCAGAUGUUUCAUCAUAAAUUUAGCAGUGACUGAUCUCCUUGUUGGCGCGAUCAUAAUGCCGUUCUGGUUUCAUCGCAUGUUACAAGACCGCCAAGUUGUGGCGAGCGUGUUGUACAAGGCAUGGAUCACGCUCGAUAUAUCGUGUGCGACCGCGAGUAUUACAAGUCUCGCGGUGGUCUCUAUUGACAGAUACAUAGUUAUCAGCAAACCGCUGUCAUACGAGAGAUUCCUACCGAAAUCGAGGGCCAUGCUUGUGAUAGGAGUGGUGUGGUGUUAUUCGUUCGUCGUUGCUAUUUUGCGGGAAAUCGACUGGAGGUUUUACUCCUUGCUCGUUACGGGAUUUUCAUUUCUCCUGCCGCUCGGAACAAUUCUAUUUGCAUACGCAAACAUAUUCAAGGCGGCAAAGGCCCAAGUGCAGCGCAUCCGGCGCAGCUGCUUGCCUAAUUCGAGGGAAUCGAACAGGAAUAAGAGACAUUUUGACAAAGAACUCAAAGCAACCAAGACGAUUUCGCUGGUAAUCGGCGCGUUCCUCGCCUGUUGGCUGCCAUUUUUCGUUCUUUCCAUACUCAGUCAGUACUGUACAAAAUGUACGAUAUCGUUUGAAGUGGUCAUCAUCGUGAAGUGGCUCCAUUACGCGAACUCCGCGCUAAAUCCCAUUAUAUACUCAAUGCACAAUCGUGAUUUUCGGGCAACCUUGCAGUCGAUAUUGUUCAACAAAAACAGUCAUGUGCUUGAGUCAGCAGAGAAUACCCAUAGCAUUCAUCACGUGAUAACAAGAGCUGUGCAAACUCGGCUGCUCAGCCGAAACGGGACGAAAACCUCUCGCGUUUGACUUUCGCCCUGCUCGGACAUGCAUCUAUAGCCUAGAGACAGAUAAUACGUCUGGCCAGUCUGGGCAAAAUGAGAUGUAGAUAUUGAAUUGGCUUUAUUUCAUUUGGACUUUCAUUAAUUUUUAUUAGUACAAAUGUUCGAUUUAUUCGUUCAUGUAUUACUUGAGACCAGAACAAGUACGUGCGCGCGGAGUAGUUGAUAAAAAUAAUUGAUUACGGUAAUGAAAUUUUUUUAAGAAGAACAACAGACAAGCCUUUUGCCAUGCAGACUGAAACAGGUGACAAAAAAUUUUGUCCCACGAUAGUUUGGCGCACAUGAUGCACAAGGCAACUUUACUUUCAGUCGAUGUACAGGUGCCAAAAAGUCACGCAAGAUCAGUUGAAUUGAAUUACGAAUUGCACAGUCAUGUGUACAGAAAUA